Molecule: messenger RNA, 3687 nt
Organism: Laccaria bicolor S238N-H82
Lineage: Eukaryota; Fungi; Basidiomycota; Agaricomycetes; Agaricales; Hydnangiaceae
Exons: 3
Coding region: 1-3687 (1228 amino acids)
Source: RefSeq, a predicted model, not a curated record
AUGGUGUACUUAACCGACGUUCCCCUCGGUAAAGAUCACCCUCUAGCCCUCGAAUUAACGGGCUUGAGGACCGCUGUCGCUCGUUUCCAGGAUGAAGCCCACACGGCAUCAGUAAAGCUACAACGUCACUCUCUAGAAACCACGCGUGCACACGACCGCUCUCAACAUCUAGAGCGAGAGAACGCCGCGCUCAAAGCUGAAUUGGCUGUGCUACGCGCUAAUCCACAUCCCGACGUGUCUAACGGCACUCUCAACGCUAAAGCAGCUUCGCAAGUCCAGCAACUUACCCUGUCUCUUCGCCGUCUCUCGGACCAACUUUCAUUGACGGAAGAAAAACUCGCAACGCGUACAGCUGAGCUCACACACGCCAAGUCAGAUGUGGCGAAAGCCAAGUUAACAGCGGAAUCUGCUUAUGAAUUAGCGGCGCGUAUACGAGGGCGGGAGGAAGCUGGGAAAGUUAGGGAGAGGGAGCUGGAGUGGGAGGUCCGCGCUGCGCAGGAGGAGAGUAAGAUGUCGGAUUUGGCCGUGAGGGAGUAUGCUGACCUUACUAGGUCACUGGAGUUGCGGUUGACAAAUUCCGCUGAAAGACCCUCGAUAAAUGAGCAGGCUCCCCCUCCCGUUCCAGAGAAAGACGCGUCCUCGACUUCUGGCUCUAAGAUGGGUGUGGACUUUCGAUUGGAACGCGAAUAUAAUUCGAAACGCCUUCUGACCGACCUCCGGAAGGACAUGGAGGAACUACAGGCUCAACUCGAUCGCAUUCAAGCUGACUUGACUGCUUCAGAGUCAAAACUAGAGGCAGAAAGAAAAGCUGCAGAGUUGGAUCGCACUGAACGCGCCAGAGUCGAGUUUGAGCUUGAAAGGAUGCGCACGGACGAUACAACUGCCGCGAAGAUGGUAUCGCGGUAUAUGAAGUUCUCCCAAACAUCGAACGACACACUCCAAACCUCCCUUUGCGCUCUCCAAGCACGCCAUGCUGCCACCCUCGAUGCGCUCCAUUCACAAAUUUACUCCCUCUCAUCAGAAUUGCACACAGCAGAAUCACAAAAUGAGCACCUGCGAUCGGCAUUAGAUGAACUUGGUGGGGAGAUGAUGAAGGAGAUGUAUGGCAGAAGAAUUGAGGUCGCUUUGCGCAUUAGGAUGCUUAAUCGCGAGGAAAAGAUUCAGGAGGGCCUGAAGAGGUGGCUGAGGAAGAUGGAGGAAGCUGUUUCUCGCUCUCUCCAGACGCCCAACUCGUCAUCCUCGCCUUCUUCAAUCUCAGCUUCCAACGAGUCACAAGCGGGAGCUCACGAUUUACUUUUGGCGUCGUCUCAAGACGCUCGCAUCCUCCUGACUAUUUUAGAAGACGGUCCUGUCACAGAUGACGGUACGCUCUCGAGCUCCCUUGCACGUAUCAUAAUGGCGCAGAACACUAUUGAUCAGCUCGUUGAGGAAUUAACGGGCGAGACGCAGAGGCGGCUAGAGUUAGAGCGCCUGCUCCCAUUCGCAGGCCAAACGCCCGCAUCUGCUUGUGCGAUACCUAUCCACGACGAUGUCGUUGGUUCGCCUUCGGAAUCUAUCAAUUCCACAGACAAAGUGCACACUAACAUAAACGGUCUCGAUCCACCGGUCAUAGACAUCAAUCCCAAGCUUAAGCCUCCAAGCCUUCCUCUUCCAGAUAUGAAGGUUACAAUUUCACCCGAAUCACCUGCUCUCUUCACGGGUGCUACAGUCCAAGCUCCUCUGGCACCACUUGAGGGACAUGUGGCUGACUUUGAGGCAUUGGAGAUAGGCGAGAAUGAGUUAAUUGACGGGUCUCUGUCUUCUGCUUUACAUGGAGAAAUGGUAGCGGAGCAGACGGAGCAGGGGACACCCAUAGCAGAGAUACCAGGGGAUAUUGAGGGACAUCAGCAUCAAAAUGAAGGCGAGGACGAAAAUAAACGUACUACGACCACACUGAUACCUGCCAAUGCUAUCGCCUCAGAGUCCGCUGUUAAUUCCGUAGCUGUGAGCGACGCUUCGCCUCCUCCUUUGACUUGUGGAUCUCUGCAAGCUAACGAUCCUCACAACCCAAAUCCCAUAUCUGCUGAGGACGACGAUCACGGCGAUGACAAACCCACUGAGGUUCAGGCCGAAGUCGAUAUCCAUCGUCCGCUGCCUAUUGAAGUUUCUAUCCCGGAUUCGGGCUUAUCGAAAGACCCGGCGUUCGUCCACAUUCCCGAAGUUCAGGGAUAUGCCUCCUCACUUUUCACCACCUCGGCUCAAAACGUUGGCACAACCUGCGCUGCAACCUCAUCUAAUGUCCAACCGUCUCAUGUAACGCUGGCGUCGCCGUCUGAUUUCGAUAAGAGAUUGGUUGGUAAUGAGAAUGUCGCUGGGAAUGCUAUAUUUGGUGCUCCUGGGGAUAGCGUUCAUGAUAGCGGAAUUUGUGCUGCCCCAUCCUUGGAUACAAAUGGUGGAUCUCUUGACCAAGCAUCUGCAGACGUGUCUAACGAUCUCAAAGGCAGUAUACCGCAUGAUAUCAAUCUCCAUCGGGAAGACCACAAAGUGUCUGUUAGCAACAUUGGCGGCGGAAGCACCGGUCGAACGAAUUCGACUCAUUUUGAAUCUGAGAAGGAGGUGGAAGUGGAGUUGCUAAAUGAACCACCGGUUGUUUCAACACCACAUCCAUUGCUCGCAGAGCUAUCUCGUGUGAGCAAGCGCUAUGACGAACUCCAACGCGCGUUCCGUGAUUGCCAUCUGGCAUUGGAGACACUCAAGGCAUCCUUACCAUCGAGGGCAUCCUCCGGAACAUCACAACAAAAUGUUGUUCAGUUCUCAGAAUCGUCGUCCAAGAUCCCGCCGGAGGUUUUGCAUUCUGCAUUGCAGCGUCUGGAUGAUUUCACUGAAGAUGCUAGGGUCGAAUUAGAAAUCAAGACGAGUGAUGAGAGACUGCUUGCUAGAGGAUAUGAAACGCUGUUAUUUGUCCCGGGUGCCCUGUCCUCCUCCUCAGACCUAUCAUCGAUUGAAGACGGUCACGAUCGUGAUUCAAUGCCCACCCAGUCAGAGACGGAAUUACAGAUCCUUGCCUUCAUCUCAGGCACUGAUAUCAAUGUUAAAAAGAAUCAAGAGACCUUUGCGCGGAAGCUACAAGAUGUACAGCAUGAUAUUGCCGCCCUCAAACAAGCCUUACACGAGCCCGAAAUUAUCACUCCUUCACUUACUCUUUCGGCUACACCAUCUAAUGGAGGCGGAUGGACGUCUUGGAUUCGAAGUCCAAGCUCCAGCUCCAGUUUAGGGACGCCCCGCUCUGCUAGUGCAGCUCUGUCACCAACUUUUGGGAAUAUCAUGACGAGCCCUAGGCUACGACAGUCUCCAUCAAUGAAUUUCCCUCAAAAGAAUGUUGGUGUAGAUCCGCUAGCGAGUUUGGGAUUGAGAAUUCCGAUGCCCAAGUUCAGCGUCGCUCCUGGAACGGGCCUUGGUGAACAGGCACAGCAACCCUCAACAAAAAUGGUGAGGACAGUGUCAACGAUGUAUAUGCUUGGUCUUGGGGCCCCUCCUGGGAUGAGCCCAAGAAUUGCGAGCGGGGGGACGUUGGGCCUUCGAGAUAUCACGUCUCCAACAAAGAUGCGACCCAUGGUGGUGAGCACACCAAGGGUGGGUGAUGAUGAAAGUGAGGUGGAAACUGAUGCAGAGACCUCGGACGAUGGGGAUAAUACUGAUGUUGAGUAA